Messenger RNA from Babesia bovis T2Bo, 1359 nucleotides. RefSeq lists its product as uncharacterized. The record is from RefSeq and is a predicted model, not a curated record. Bases 31 to 1299 code for a protein of 422 amino acids. Lineage: Eukaryota; Apicomplexa; Aconoidasida; Piroplasmida; Babesiidae. The transcript has a single exon.
UGAUUUAGAACAAUUAAGCAGAACUUUAAGAUGGCAAUUUUCAAGUUCUUUAUAACCAUACUUAUGGUUUGCAGUAUAUACAUCCGGUUGAUUAGUGGUAUAGAAUUGAAUUUAAAUAAACUGGAGUUCUCGGAAAAUGUACGACAGGCAUACGGUUAUUUCCCGCAGAAUGGGCACUAUCGUUUGCUUGAUGUAGAGAAUGAUAAGCACGUCAGUAUAAUGUUUGCCCACCAAUUGUUAAGCUCACCUACACUUAUUGGUCAACCUGUAGUUCGUAUAUAUGUUGAGGAGUUUCGUCGUUAUAAAAGGUAUCUAUUAAGGAUAACUUAUGUUGGCGAUGCCGUAUCAGAGGUGGUUAAGACUAUACACCUAGAGAAACAUGAUGAGGUUGUAUAUCUGUCUUCCCACGAAACUUUGAUGAAUUUUGUAAAUGGCCCUAUUAGGAUUGCAAUGGAUUUUAAUUAUGACUACAUCAAUCCAGUGAUUGAUUAUUAUAUUGAAACUACAAGAGGCAAUCCAUCCAUUAAAUAUUUAGUGGGUAACGAACUUCCGAACGAUGAAGAAAGCUCACAUAGUCGUUUAUGGUACGGUAAGGGUGAGUUCAUUAUAUCUCCCAUUAAAAAUUUUGACAAGUUCUCAUCCAUGCUUGGUGGACCGACAACCUAUAUUAUUGGUUCAAUUACAAGUAUUACUCCGUAUAGAGAUAUUAAUAUCAUAUAUAUAACUGUAAGCGGAAGAGGUGACAUGGAGUAUAAGUUAUACAUUCCACCUGCCAACCUUGAUGUGUUUCAGCCAAGAAAUAUGUUGACGAAUGAGGAUCAUUCACAGUGGCCUUUGUUAUAUGGUGCUGCAUCCGAGAUUAGGCAUAUUGUUAUUGAUAUAUCCCGUAAGACGUUCCCUGAUAAAAAUGUCGUGGUUGUUGAAAACUUGCGCAGGGGUGACUGGAUAUACGGUCAGCAUUUACUCUUACCAGGUCACAACCUUGGCCACGUAUCCGUUGAGGUGAAGCAUGUACACGUAGGCAUCGAUAUAUACAAGUCGCCAGAAAAUGAAAAAGUAACACAUGUUGAGAUAUUUAAAUAUGUAGUGGAGCCGUUGACUUAUGUGGUUGUCAAUGUUCUUGAUCUAUCAGUUACUGGGUAUCCGGUUAUCCGUCAUGUAUUCCAAUUCAACAACAAUAUAACAUCCCCUGGUUAUAAACUUGUUGUUCUACCUGAUUUGAAAGAAUGCCUAGAUAACUUGUACAAUAUCCCAACAGCUGCUACUGGGUUGGACUACGACGAGUACCGCCUUUUUUAAUUUCAGCAGAGAUAUUGUAAACGUUACACGAUGAAUAUGGUACCGAAUACAUCAAAUGCA